Penicillium nucicola is the source of this 1590-nucleotide messenger RNA. RefSeq names its product tRNA adenylyltransferase. The record is from RefSeq and is a predicted model, not a curated record. Gene Ontology annotation, molecular function: ATP:3'-cytidine-cytidine-tRNA adenylyltransferase activity; RNA binding. NCBI's taxonomy places the organism in Eukaryota, Fungi, Ascomycota, Eurotiomycetes, Eurotiales, Aspergillaceae. The coding region runs from base 1 to 1590 and encodes 529 amino acids. Gene Ontology annotation, biological process: tRNA 3'-terminal CCA addition. The transcript is spliced from 3 exons.
AUGAACCCCGCAGUGCCCACUCUCGAGCUCACUCCGAUUGAGAGUACCCUACGAACUCUCCUCCUAGAUGUCGCAACCUAUAUAAGGGAAAAGAGAUCGUCUGAGGGAGUUGAGGAUAACCCCGAGAUUGUCUUGCGUUUCACAGGAGGCUGGGUUAGGGACAAGCUGCUCGGAGUCGGGAGUCAUGACAUCGAUGUGGGAAUUAGCAGUAUGACUGGGUUCCAGUUUGGCAUGGCUCUGAAGGAGUACCUGGAUGUUCCGGAACGGCUGGAAAAGUACAAAAAGAGCCUCCCAGAUGGAGAAAUGCAUGAUGCGAUUGUGAGCCUUCACAAGAUCGAGGCCAACCCGGAAAAGUCGAAGCACCUGGAGACCGUCACCACGAGAAUUUUCGGUCUCGAUAUUGAUUUAGUGAAUCUACGGAAAGAGACAUACUCAGACGACAGUCGCAACCCCCAGAUGGAGUUCGGUACUGCAGUUGAGGAUGCUUUGAGGCGGGAUGCCACUAUCAAUGCGCUUUUCUACAACCUAAAUGAGUCGCAGCUUGAGGAUUUUACUGAACGGGGUUUGGACGACAUGAAGAAAGGCACCAUUCGAUGCCCCAUGGAGCCAUAUCAAACCUUUAAAGACGACCCAUUACGCGUGCUUCGAUUGAUUCGGUUUGCAAGCAGACUGGGAUACCAAAUCGACCCCGAAACAGAAGCCGCUAUGCAAAUCGAAGAUAUUGGCGAGGCACUAAAACUGAAAAUUAGCAAAGAGCGUGUAGGCACUGAGCUUGAAAAGAUGUUGCGUGGACCUGACCCCCGCGGCGCAUUGGAGUUUAUCGACCGCCUCAAGCUAUAUCCAACAAUCUUGGCUAAUCACCAGGAUGAAGUCAAGGCUGAUACAUCGACAUGGUCUCUCGCAUACAACACGCUGGCACGGUUGUUGCGUCCAAAGCCCGAGGACGGCGAAAAGCUCCAGGCCGCUGCGAAGCGUGUUCGUGAUAUCAUCAUCAGCCACGAAACUAGCUACUACGCAUGGAUGGUCGCUACUUUUGCCCCUUGGACCUCAAUUCCAGGCCGCACGGCCAGUGGUCCCAAACCGAAGCCAAUCACCCCGCGAGCAGUUGAGGUUGGAAGAGACAGUCUUCGCACCGAUAACAAGACGCUCAAUGUACUUCGCGCUGCGUCUUUGCAUUUCGACGAAAUCAUUACGACCAAAACCGCACUUCUUGCCAAUGAAUUGAGUGGGACCCCUGCAGAAAUCCGACAGCGCAUUGGAUUGCAAAUUCGCUCGUGGAACAAGGACUGGAAACUCUGCAUUAUCCUGGCUAUUAUGCAAGAAGUCAUGAGGAAACGUGACUUUGCAGACGUGGUUGCCGAGUACGACCAGUUCCUUUUAUACAUCGUAGAAAACGAUCUGGAGGAUGUGUGCGACCUCCGACCGAUUGUAAAUGGCGAUGAAAUUAUGAAUAGCUUGCGAACCAAAAAAGGACCGUGGAUGAGCAAAGCAGUUAAUAUGGCACUUGAAUGGCAGUUGCUGCAUCGUGAUGCCGACAAGGAACAAGUGUUGGCAGAGAUCGCGGGUCGACGAGCGGAAUUGGGGUUGUGA